AUGGCACUUAAUCCAUACGGAGACACGUCGAGAGCUGCAGCAGGACCAUCUACGAGCGAAUUUGACAUCCUGAAGGCAUCACAUAAGUUCUUACGUGAAGAUGACGAGCAGGAGUCACUUACUUGGAAUGAACAACUGGCGAAGAAAUAUUAUCACAAUCUAUACCGCGAGUUCGCCGUAUGUGAUUUGAAGCAUUACAAGUCGGGAAACUUUGCAUUACGAUGGCGCACCGAGUCCGAGGUCAUCUCCGGAGCAGGUGAAACCACUUGCGGCAACACGCGCUGCACUCUUCAUACAAAACAAGAGGGAGAAAUGUUGUUAGUGAAGACCAUAGAACUUCCAUUCUCAUACAUAGAAGACGGGGAAACUAAGUUCGCUUUGGUGAAGGUAGUGCUAUGUGAUAAAUGCUUGAAGAAACUUAUGUGGAGGCGGAAUAAGGAGAAGGAGAGGGUUCAGGAAGAGACAAAGGCGCAACAAGCUGCUGGCAAAGGCAGAGCAGAGGACACAAUCAUGGGAGCUUUUUCGCGCGGGGAACCAAAGGAGCAUUUCACACGGAAACGGAAUGUGGAUGAAGAACCUGCUCGUAACUCUUCGAGGACAGAGCCAGCUGGCUUCACACGCGAUGCAAGUCAUAAACGGCGCAGAAAGCACUCGCAAUCCCACCCCCCCCCACAUGCAAGCAGCCAUUCUCUUCUGGCAGAUCGACUUGACAAUAGAUGA
Fibroporia radiculosa is the source of this 720-nucleotide messenger RNA. RefSeq lists its product as uncharacterized. Gene Ontology annotation, molecular function: phosphatase activity. The coding region runs from base 1 to 720 and encodes 239 amino acids. The record is from RefSeq and is a predicted model, not a curated record. Gene Ontology annotation, biological process: dephosphorylation. The transcript is spliced from 3 exons. Lineage: Eukaryota; Fungi; Basidiomycota; Agaricomycetes; Polyporales; Fibroporiaceae.